This is a messenger RNA of Cynocephalus volans (Philippine flying lemur), 2953 nucleotides long. It is a transcript of the gene TXNIP, whose product is annotated as thioredoxin interacting protein. The record is from RefSeq and is a predicted model, not a curated record. Gene Ontology annotation, biological process: protein transport. The transcript has 8 exons. Gene Ontology annotation, molecular function: ubiquitin protein ligase binding. NCBI's taxonomy places the organism in Eukaryota, Metazoa, Chordata, Mammalia, Dermoptera, Cynocephalidae. The coding region runs from base 321 to 1496 and encodes 391 amino acids. Gene Ontology annotation, cellular component: cytoplasm.
CGUUUCUGGAGUAGUGCUGUCAGACGUCUCGCUGAGAGCCGGUCCGCUCCUCCAAGUACUGGGGGAAAGAGAAGAGCUUAUUUUAUUCUUGAAGUUUCUUGGUGUGACCAGCAGCUUAAAAUUGCUGGAUAUACUCUUUCGAAAACUUAGUGAUUAAGAAUAGGUUGCGGACUUUCUAAAAAUCUUAUUUUGUUUUUAAGCCAACUCAGUCCUUAGGAAGAGUGAAAUAAUCUUAAUUUGCUGCAAAGGGCCUUUCUUGGAUUUGGGGUUUUGUGUCCCCCACCCCUGCUUUCUGAUUCUUGGGCCAACUCAGCUCAAUCAUGGUGAUGUUCAAGAAAAUCAAGUCUUUUGAGGUGGUCUUUAACGACCCUGAAAAGGUGUACGGCACUGGAGAGAAGGUGGCUGGCCGGGUGAUAGUGGAGGUGUGUGAGGUUAUUCGAGUCAAAGCCGUCAGGAUCUUGGCUUGUGGAGUGGCCAAGGUCCUGUGGAUGCAGGGAUCCCAGCAGUGCAAGCAGACCUUGGAGUACCUGCGCUACGAAGAUACGCUUCUCCUGGAAGACCAGCCAGCAGGUGAGAAUGAGAUGGUGAUCAUGAGACCUGGAAACAAAUAUGAGUACAAGUUUGGCUUUGAGCUUCCUCAGGGGCCUCUGGGAACAUCCUUCAAAGGAAAAUAUGGGUGUGUAGACUACUGGGUGAAGGCUUUUAUUGAUCGCCCCAGCCAGCCAACUCAAGAGACAAAGAAAAACUUCGAAGUGAUGGAUCUAGUGGAUGUUAAUACCCCUGAUUUAAUGGCACCUGUGUCUGCCAAAAAGGAGAAGAAAGUUUCCUGCAUGUUCAUUCCUGAUGGGCGAGUGUCUGUCUCUGCUCGAAUUGACAGAAAAGGAUUCUGUGAAGGUGAUGAAAUUUCCAUUCAUGCUGACUUUGAGAAUACAUGUUCCCGCAUUGUGGUCCCCAAAGCUGCCAUUGUGGCCCGCCACACUUACCUUGCCAAUGGCCAGACCAAGGUGCUGACUCAGAAGUUGUCAUCAGUCAGAGGCAAUCAUAUCAUCUCAGGGACAUGUGCGUCCUGGCGUGGCAAGAGCCUUCGGGUGCAGAAGAUCAGGCCUUCCAUCCUGGGCUGCAACAUCCUUCGAGUUGAAUAUUCCUUAUUGAUCUAUGUUAGCGUCCCUGGCUCCAAGAAAGUCAUCCUGGACCUGCCUCUGGUAAUUGGCAGCAGGUCAGGUCUGAGCAGCCGGACAUCCAGCAUGGCCAGCCAGACGAGCUCUGAGAUGAGUUGGGUAGAUCUAAACAUCCCUGAUACCCCAGAAGCUCCUCCUUGCUAUAUGGAUAUCAUUCCUGAAGAUCACCUAUUGGAGAGCCCCACCACUCCUCUGCUAGAUGAUGUGGAUGGCUCCCAAGAUAGCCCUAUCUUUAUGUAUGCUCCUGAGUUCAAGUUCAUGCCACCACCUACUUACACUGAGGUGGACCCCUACAUCCUAAACAACAAUGUGCAGUGAGCAUGUGGAAGAAAAGCAGCAGCUAUGCCUAUUUGUUUCUUUCUGCCUCUCUUCCUGAGCGCUUCACUUUUUCAGAGACUCAGCAGUCUCUACAGUGGGCUAUGGGUCCAACCUAGCCUCUGACUCCCUAAUGUAGGAGGUAGUCAGCAGGCAAUCUUUUGGGCCUUGAAGGGUGUGUAGACUCCUCCUCACCAGUGCUGAUAUUGUGAUAUAGGGGUGUUUGUUGGGGGUUUAAAAACACACUAGAAAAACUCAGGCUCAUUCCAUUAUCUCAGAUCUCCUUGGGAAUUGAGGCAUCUUCAGUAGUUCUGAGUUGGGGUAAUAUGUGUAUAAAUGGUCUCUUGGCAUGAUCUUCCCAAGAUUUCUUGGAGGGGAUCAUAUACUGUUAAAAUGACAUGAGACCUUGAACUUCUGUGCCAUGUGGAGCAGAGCCAAUUAAGCAAACUAGAGAAGUAAAAAUCGUGGCCAAAACUUUGGGAAAAGGAGGUUCUUAAAAUCAGCGUUCCCCUUUUUUUGUACACUUGUAGGGGGGGAAAAAAAGUCCUCCAGGGCUGAUUUGGUUUGGACUUUGGAGAGAGCUUCCCCUGUCAAUUAAAGGGAAAAAGGGAAGCUGCUCUAAGGUUGUCUUUCCUUAGAAUGUACUUUAACCUGGCUUAAAGCAGUAGUAACUAUACCCCACCAAAGGUCUUAAAAGCCAUUUUUAGAGACUAUUGCACUGUGUUCUCCUGUUGCAAACGUUUUCAUGUGGGAGAAUGUUUUUCUGUUUGUGUGACUCCUUGGAAUUGAUUCUAAGGUGAUUUCUUAGCACUUUAAUUUCUGUCAAAUUUUUUGUCCACACCUCCCCCACCCAUCUCAAAUGUAAGCUAUAACUGGUCUACUAUGUCUCUAGGGGUGAACAUGACAACAAAAAAGUGUUACUCUUAGUUACUUCCUAAGACUUUGUCCCAGUGUACGGGAUUAUAUAAUUCUGACACUCUAAUCUAAGGCUUGCUGCUGUCAGCCUUGCCCGCUAUGAUUUCUCGAAACCCAAGGAGGAACUCUAGAUCAAGACGCCACAACACUGUGAUCAGAGCCUCCAGGCACUGCCAUGAGAAACUAGAGGGCAGGUGUUCACAAAAGCCCCUCAGACCCCCUUCCUGCCCAGUGUUAGGAGAUAGGUCUGUUAGCCCCUGUCUCACUGCAGCUGCUAGCACUUGGUCAGUCACCCUCAGCCAUAGCACUUUGUUCGCUGUCCUGUGUCAGAGCACUGAGCUCCCCAGCCUUUUCUGAGAAUUAUUACAGCCAGGAGUAUGUGGCUGAAGGUGGUUUCAUAUUUUUAUUGUUUUUGUUUUUUAAUUGUGUAUCUCUUUUUGUAUAAUAUUUUGUACUUAACCAGAUAUAUUUUCACCCCAGGUUGGGGUAUGCUUUGUAAAAAAAAAAAAAAAAAAAAAUUAAAUAAAAAUUUUUAAAAAUUUUAA